GGAAAGUGAAGGUGGGGGGCCAUGGCCAAGCACUGUCUUAUAAGGAGUUUUGAAUUGUUGGUCGCCGGGGCCUCAGGUCAGCCCCGCCAUGUCCCGCAAGCUUGUCAAGUUCUUGAUCCUCUUCGACAAUAGCAGCCUACUCUACUUCCCGGGACAAUUCCUCAGCGGUAGGGUAUUGGUCGAACUUAAGGACGACACCCCAGCUCUUGGUCUGCAUUUCCACGUUGUUGGAGAAGGUGUUGUACGACUGAGAAAACAUGGGCAUGAUAGAAUAUAUGACAAAGAAAACUAUAUUGAUUUUCGGAUGAGGCUUCUCGGCGAACCUGGUCAAGGUCCAGUACUCUUGUCUCCAGGAAUCCACAGUUUUCCAUUUAAACUGGGACUUCCAUUGGGUCUACCAUCAACUUUUCUUGGUAAACAUGGUUGGGUUCAAUACUUCUGUAAGGCCGCCCUCAGAGAGCCAAAUGGCCUCACACACAAGAAUCAGCAAGUUUUUAUAGUUAUGAACCCAAUUGAUUUAAACCUUGAACAACCUUCCAUAGCGCAACCCUUUCAGUGUGAAAUAGAGCAUAAUUUGGGUGUGAACUGUGUAAGCUCUGGUGUAGUCAUAUGCAGUGUUUCAUUGGACCGAGGAGGCUAUGUACCUGGUGAAACAGUGGGCAUUUCGGCUCUUAUUCAAAACCGCAGCAAAAUUACAAUUAAAGAAACUAAAGCUUCACUAACUGAGACAAUUCAAUACUUAGUCAGAAAUCGAGUUGUGCAGUCUGAAACUCGAGAACUUGUUGCACUGACAAGAGGAAAAAUUAGACCAGGAGCAAAUGAUGAAUGGAAUAAUGAACAAAUUUAUGUUCCUCCCCUGCCACCAACAAAUUUGAGGGGGUGCCAUUUAAUUAGGGUCCAGUAUGAUGUAUAUUUUAUUAUACAACCAAAAAGUUUUGAAAAGGAAGUCAAAUUGCAGUUACCAAUUACAUUGGCAACAUAUCCUCUCCGUGGCAAUGAAGGAACACUUAGGGGAAAACAUGGAACACAUUACCCGUCAACACUUCCUAUUUUUAGGCCUUGGCUUGAAGAAAAGACAGUUUAAUCUAACCUAAGAUUUAUUUUAAAAUUUCUUUCUCCUAUGGUUACUUCCAGAUUUGCAUUAGUUACUAUUUUAUUUUCUCAUUAUCUAUUAUAUUCAAUGUAAGUGAACCCUAUUUGAUAGUUGGAGGAGUGUCCAGAAACCACUUCACAACUUAUUUAACAAAUAUUGGAUGGAUUGAUCUUUUGUAUUAUUUAUGUAAUGUAUUGUAAAAAAAUAAACUCAAAUGUAAUUUAAAUUCUUUAAAGUAUUAAUGUAGAAAAUAUGUUAGCAGUUAGUCUAGCCUAGAAACUCUUAUAACACAUAAGUAUUAUUAUAUAAACAUUUUCAUGAAUCUUGCUUGCUGAGCUUUUAUUUAUUUAGAUGAAAAUGAUAUUAAAGAGCUAAUAAAAUAUUGACAAUAAUAUCAUUUGAAUACCAUAAAAGUACACUGACCGUAUAUGUAAAAAAGCUUAGAGAUGGAAAAAAAUUGAUUAAAAAUGUUAAAACUUUCAAAAACAUUUCAAAUAAUGUUUUAAUUUUUUUAAAUAUCAUCGUUAAAUCCUUUUUUUAAGUUUGAAACAUCUAAAGGCUGAUUAUUUUAAAUUAAAGCUAGUUAUUAAGUGUUAUUAAUAGUUAUAUAAAAUUGUAUUACUUUAUUAUGGAAAACUUACUCAAUGUUGUAGUAAGUUUUUACUCUAUUAAUGGCUUAAAGUCAAACAUAGGACUUCUUAAACUUUUAUUAAUAUCAAAUUAUAAAAGGAUUGAUUUUAUUUUCAUAUGUUUAUGCUUUAGCUUAGGUUAAAUAUUGUCAUAAUACUUUAAUUUAAAUAAGCUCACAUGUUAAAGCUUACUUUUAUACUCAUAUCUUAUUUGAGAUGUUUUUAAAAAUAUAGUUGUUAUAUUAGGCUUUUUUGAUUUCAGAAUAGUAUACCUAAUUUUACAUUAAAUGUAUUAGUAAAUUACAAUUAUUAAUUUAAAAUUGUAUUUUCUAUUUAUUAAUUUUUCUACGACCUUGUCUUAAACAUAUUGAGUUGAGAAAUGUUUCCAAUUUAUGUAAUAAACUUAAAAAUAAUAAAUUUAUAUUAAAGAACAUAUUAAUUGAACAAAUAAACUUUUAAUGUUUGUAGUGCCAUAAAUAGAGAGAGAAGUAGGCAAUUAUUUAUAAACUAAAAGAAAAAGUGUACAUAAAAAAAUAUAUAUUAUAAGUAAUCAAUCAUAAAUAAAUUGUUCAUUUGGAAAAUCAAUUAACACUGAUUGCUCUAUAAAUUACCUAAUAUAAAAAAAAUAAUUUUAAUUUUUCAAAAAAAAAAACAUUAAUCAUGAGUACUUACAUAUAUUUCUAAAUCUACCUACAUAUAUCCAAGGAUAGUAUUUUAUGUUUAUUCAAAUUUAUAUAUUGACUGUAUUUUGAUUCAACUGGAAUUCAUUUUCCUACCUAAAUGACUUCUUAUGCCCUAAUAAAUCCAUAAUUACAUGUUUAUGAAAACAAUGGAGAUUAAUGAUAUUUUAUUAAUUAAUUCUUAAUAGAAUUAUAAAACUCAGAAGUGUCUUCAGCGUCCUACAUACAUCUUAUUGUUUUUCUUUUAAAAUCUCAAUUUAAUCGUCAUAUUGAUUGUUUUCAAAACAAUCAAACAUUUAUGACAAGAAAAAAAAAAUCAAAGUGAAACUCCAUUGUUUUUAUAACAAAAAUACUUGUAUAUUUGUAAAAAUUAAUUUUAUUUUAUGUUAUUUAAAUUUAUUAUUAUUUUAUGAAUAAUAGUUCAUGAUUGAAAUUAAACUUUUUAAAAAUA
This is a messenger RNA of Nezara viridula (southern green stink bug), 2853 nucleotides long. NCBI's taxonomy places the organism in Eukaryota, Metazoa, Arthropoda, Insecta, Hemiptera, Pentatomidae. The record is from the annotation of a GenBank genome assembly.